Messenger RNA from Emericellopsis cladophorae, 2079 nucleotides. RefSeq names its product NADPH--cytochrome P450 reductase-like protein. Gene Ontology annotation, cellular component: cytosol. Lineage: Eukaryota; Fungi; Ascomycota; Sordariomycetes; Hypocreales; Bionectriaceae. Gene Ontology annotation, molecular function: NADPH-hemoprotein reductase activity; flavin adenine dinucleotide binding; FMN binding. The transcript has 2 exons. The record is from RefSeq and is a predicted model, not a curated record. The coding region runs from base 1 to 2079 and encodes 692 amino acids.
AUGGCAGAGUUGGACACCUUGGACAUUAUUGUCCUGGGAGCAAUCCUGCUCGGGACACUCGCCUACUUCACAAAGGGCACCUACUGGGGUGUCACCAAGGAUCCCUAUGCCAAUGUGUUCGCCAAUGCGAAUGGCGCCAAGGCUGGCAAGUCGAGGAACAUUGUCGAGAAGAUGGAAGAGUCCGGCAAGAACUGUGUCAUCUUCUACGGCUCUCAGACCGGUACUGCCGAGGACUACGCCUCUCGACUGGCCAAGGAGGGCAAGAGCCGCUUCGGCCUGGAGACCAUGGUGGCCGAUCUUGAGGAGUACGACUUUGAGAAUCUCGACACAUUCCCCAACGACAAGGUGGCCAUGUUCAUCCUAGCCACCUAUGGAGAAGGCGAGCCGACUGAUAACGCUGUAGACUUCUACGAGUUCGUCACUGGAGAGGACACUGCGUUCUCUGAGAGCAACGAACCUGCGCUCGGCAACCUCAACUACGUUGCUUUCGGCCUCGGUAACAACACCUACGAACAUUACAACUCCAUGGUCCGCAACGUUGACAAGGCAUUCACCAAGUUUGGCGCCCACCGCAUCGGCGAGGCCGGCGAGGGUGACGACGGCGCUGGAACUAUGGAGGAGGACUUUCUGGCCUGGAAGGAACCCAUGUGGUCUGCGCUGGCAGACAAGAUGGGUCUUCAAGAGCGCGAGGCCGUUUAUGAGCCCGUCUUCGGUAUCGUCGACCGCGACAACCUCAGCGCUGAAUCCCCCGAGGUUUACCUUGGCGAGCCCAACAAGAUGCACCUCGAGGGCACGGCCAAGGGCCCAUUCAACGCUCACAACCCAUACAUUGCCCCGAUUGUCGAAUCUCGUGAACUCUUCUCGGUCAAGGAUAGGAACUGCCUACAUGUCGAAGUCGACAUUAGCGCCUCCAACCUGUCUUACCAAACUGGUGAUCACAUUGCUAUCUGGCCUACGAAUGCCGGCGACGAAGUCGACAGGUUCCUCGACAUUCUUGGCUUGAAGGAGAAGCGUCACAACGUCAUCAGCGUCAAGGCCCUCGAGCCCACCGCCAAGGUUCCCUUCCCUACUCCAACAACCUACGACGCCAUUGUCCGAUACCAUAUGGAGAUCUGUGCUCCCGUUUCUCGUCAAUUUGUGUCUACAUUGGCUGCGUUCGCUCCCAAUGAAGAAGCCAAGGCUGAGAUGGUCAAGCUCGGCAGCGACAAGGACUACUUCCACGAAAAGACGAUUCCACAGCUGUUCAAUAUCGCUGGUCUGCUUGCCCAGGUCAGCAACGGGGAAAAGUGGACAAGUAUUCCCUUCUCUGCUGUUAUCGAAGGCCUCAACAAGCUCCAGCCCCGUUACUACUCUAUUUCCUCGUCCUCCCUCGUGCAGCCCAAGAAAAUCUCCAUCACGGCAGUCGUCGAGAACCAGAUGGUGCCGGGUCGCGAGGAACCAUUCCGCGGUGUUGCCACCAACUACCUACUCGCGCUCAAGCAGAAGCAGAACGGCGACCCGAACCCCGAAGCGUUCGGCAAGACAUACGAGCUGCUCGGGCCCCGCAACAAGUACGACGGCAUCCAUGUUCCCGUCCACGUCCGCCAUUCCAACUUCAAGCUGCCUUCUGAUCCCUCGAAGCCCGUUAUCAUGAUCGGCCCCGGCACUGGUGUGGCUCCUUUCCGUGGCUUUGUGCAAGAGCGUGCCAAGCAGGCUCAGAACGGCGCUCCCGUCGGGAAGACGCUCUUGUUCUUUGGGUGUCGUAAGCCAGAGGAGGACUUUAUGUACGAGAAGGAGUGGGAGGAGUACAAGGAGGCUCUUGGCGACAAGUUUGAGCUCGUGACUGCCUUCUCGCGGCAGACCAAGAAGAAAGUCUAUGUUCAGCAUCGCCUGCAGGAGUAUGGCAAGGAAGUCAAUGAGCUCCUUUCGCAAAAGGGCUUCUUCUACGUUUGUGGCGAUGCGGCCAACAUGGCUCGCGAAGUCAAUGCUGUCUUGGCCAAAAUCAUUUCGACCGAGCGUGGCGUGACAGAGGCCAAGGGCGAGGACAUUGUCAAAAGCAUGAGGUCUUCCAACCAGUAUCAGGAGGAUGUUUGGUCAUGA